CCCUAGUGGGCGUGGCCCGCUCUCGGCCUCUUCCUGUUGGCGGCUGCGCUGUUAGCUGUUAGCUAUUAGCUGUUAGCUGCUCGAUGGCGGAGACGCUGUGCUGCUAUUUGCGCUGAAAGAGGGCGGUUCGUCCCACUUCGUUGCUGCAGCUCCACUGCGGUGCGGUAAAACACAGUAAACUGCGGUUCGUUUUCGCGAGGGACAUGGCGGCGGUGGAGCUGAGCCGAGUGGACGGAACGCACUUCGAGUCCUCUUCAUACACGGAAAACCUCAUCGGUACCUUGCUGGCGAUCUUCGGCAAUCUCCUAGUGAGCGUCUCCCUCUGCGUGCAGAAAUACAGCCACGUCAGUCUCGCCGGGAACAAGGACCCGCGGGCCUACUACAGAACCAAGACCUGGUGGGUCGGCCUGCUGCUCACGGUCCUGGGGGAAGUGGCCAUCUUCGUGUCGUACGCCUUCGCCCCUCUGUCGCUCGUCGCGCCCCUCGGCGCCGUCUCCGUCAUCGCCAGCUCCAUCUUGGGGUUCGUCUUCCUGCGGGAAAAGUGGAAGCCCAAGGAGUUUGUGCGCCGGUACAUCGUUUCGUUUAUCGGAUGUGCGCUGACGGCCGGCGGGACGUACCUCUUCGUGACAUUUGGGCCUAAUUCGCACGAGAAGCUCAGCGCAGAAAACAUAGUGAAGCACGUCAUUGGCUGGCCUGUUCUUCUCUACCUGCUUCUGGAAAUAAUUGCUUUUUGUCUGCUGCUGUACUUCUACAAACAGCGGAACGCCACCUACCUGGUGGUCAUCGUUCUCCUCGUCUCGCUGCUGGGUUCAGUGACGGCCAUCACCGUGAAGGCAGUGUCCGGCAUGGCUGUCCUCAGCGUCCAGGGGAACCUGCAGCUCACUUACCCCAUCUUCUAUGUGAUGCUCGUGUGCAUGGUGGCCACCGUGGUCUUCCAGGCAUCAUUUCUGUCUCAGGCCUCCAGCCUCUAUGAUUCCUCCUUGAUUACCAGUGUGAACUAUAUCCUGUCCACGGCGUUUGCCAUCAUCGCUGGAGCUGUGUUUUACUUGGAGUUCAACCACGAGAGCGUCCUGCACAUCUGCAUGUUCCUGCUGGGGUGUGUCAUCUGCUUCUUGGGGGUCUUCCUGGUCACGCAGAACAAGAGGAAGACAAAGGCCUUUGAGCCCUAUGUAACAAUGGACAUGAUGCAAGGCAUUCCAACGAUCCACGACAAGGGCCGUGCCGUCCAGCCUGACUACAACGGCUCCUUUUCCUACGGCACCCUGGUGAACAGCGAGAGCGUGAUCCCCGCGGCUCUGCCCGCCGUGCCCGAACAGGUGUCGGCCUUCCCCGGCGGCACCCCCGUUGCCAGGUCGGCUGCCUUCAAGCAGGACUGAGAGCAGAGCUGCAGGAGCCCCGGAGGAGCGUGGUCAGGAGACAUGGGGACCCUUGGGGCGGAGGGAGGCAGUGGCGG
Scleropages formosus (Asian bonytongue) is the source of this 1453-nucleotide messenger RNA. RefSeq names its product NIPA like domain containing 3 (gene nipal3). Gene Ontology annotation, biological process: magnesium ion transport. NCBI's taxonomy places the organism in Eukaryota, Metazoa, Chordata, Actinopteri, Osteoglossiformes, Osteoglossidae. The transcript has 11 exons. The record is from RefSeq and is a predicted model, not a curated record. Gene Ontology annotation, molecular function: magnesium ion transmembrane transporter activity. Bases 204 to 1376 code for a protein of 390 amino acids. Gene Ontology annotation, cellular component: membrane.